Messenger RNA from Macroventuria anomochaeta, 2117 nucleotides. RefSeq lists its product as uncharacterized. NCBI's taxonomy places the organism in Eukaryota, Fungi, Ascomycota, Dothideomycetes, Pleosporales, Didymellaceae. The transcript has a single exon. Gene Ontology annotation, molecular function: protein binding. The coding region runs from base 224 to 1834 and encodes 536 amino acids. The record is from RefSeq and is a predicted model, not a curated record. Gene Ontology annotation, cellular component: cytoplasm.
CGUCGAGGCGCGCGGACGAUGCCGUCACCAGACCCUUGGUUCGCAGGGAAAGCUAGCGGGGUCGCGUCAAGCUCCACAACGCGUCCAUGGCUCCUUCCCACACUUCGCAUCGCCAUUUCCUCCAGCCCCCGAAUUGAGAAGGUGCGACUUCCUCACCUCAAAAGUCGCGGUCGCGUGACUGGUUCUAAAUUGCACCGAAAAUUCCACAGCCUCAUCCUCCAUCAUGGACAACGACGCGGUGCCACCGUCAUCACCGCCGCACGCGAUCGCGACCAACCCCCCGAGCUCGCCGUUCUUCGAACCUCAACGAUAUGGCGCAUUUUCGCCCAAGUCAAGCUCACCACCACCGCUAUUCUCCAGCGACGAUUCUGGCGAAACGCUUGAUAUUACGAACUACGAAUCUCCGCGCAUCUUCAAAAACAAGCGCAAAGGUGCUUGGUAUGAGACGGAUAAUGGCGAUUCGACACAAAACACACCAGAACCCAAGAAGACGAAAAUGUCACGCAAUUACGACUCGGGUAUCUACAUGAUGAGCGACAAUAGCGAUGGCUCUGUAGAUCCCCUGCCAGAGCACAAGUCGCCAUUUCCGUUCACUGCUGAGGCUAUAGACGAAGAGGAGCCAGAGCCCAUGAGCAUGACUGAAGCCGCCUUCUACUCUGCGCUCAGAGUGGGGCUGGACAGGAACUGUCAGAACUACGACUUCCAGGGCUUAGACCUUGGAGACAACGACAUCAAGCAGAUAGGUGACCUGAACAGUGUGAUCAAGAACCUGCCAGAUCCAGGUAAUGACUUGCCUGCAGAAGGUCAAUAUCGCUCUAUGGUGCCAGAGCUCUACAUCAACCUCAGCCAUAACUCUCUCAGGCGAAUGACACCGUCUUUGUUUCACCUGCAGCAUCUCACCACUCUCGUACUAAGAGACAAUCGCAUUGAGGAACUACCUCCACAGAUCAGUCAGCUGCACAAUCUCCAGGAAUUGGACUUGUCUCUCAACAAGGUCCAAUAUCUACCAUUCGAAAUGCUUCAGAUGCUGGUACCGCAUGGGAAGCUUGAGCAUCUCGUAACCCUCGGUAACCCCGUUCUCGAGCGAGUAUCUCAAAGUCGAUAUCGAAAACUGGAUGAGCGAUUCAUGUUCACAUCCUCUACAAAGGACAUUUACCCACGACUACAGUCUUGUGCCGAUCGUGAAGCGCUGAUCUGGCACAUACGGUACAUCGAAUCGAUGGAGAACUUCCUCAAUGCUGUAGAGUCGAAGUACACAGUGGGCGUAAGGAGUGCAGAUGAGCGUGUCUUUGCGCAUCAUGCUGCAACUCGUGUUGCAGCAGACUCACCUUCAUCGCGAUAUAUCGCCAGGACUCUUGUCACGUAUUUCGAUCAGACUGGCCAGCUUGUCAAAGGGUCACCCGCUCAACCAUCACCGAGCACAACCGACUACUCCAUCAUCAUCGAAACCAAUGAGGGCGCAUUCGGUGUCCCAUCGACCCCGUUAUUUACACCAUCCACAUCAUCCCGGAUACCGUCCCUUCUCACCAUGUCCGUCAGCACUGCGCUCGCAAAUAUCACCGUCGAAGAGACAAUGGAAAGGUUGGGCGAGCCCGUACCAUUCGAUGGAGCUGCGAUACUUGCGCGAGCAACACAUAAUGAUGCAUAUGCAGGCUUUGGCUAUUCCCACCAAUGCCACGUGUGCAAGAAAGAUUACAUCGUAGCGAGGGCAGAGUGGAUUGAGUUUUGGAGUACAAGCUUCACGGUGUUCUACCCAUUCAAGGUCAAAGUAUGCUCAUGGGGCUGUGUGCCACCUGAGAUGACCAAGAAGCCGGCGAAAGAGUUGGCAUGGUGAUUCGUGAAAGGAUGCAUGUGAUAUGCUCGAGCGCUCGAACGUGACUGGCCACAGAUUGCAUAUCAGCGAAGCACACGAGCGUUGUCAGUAUUGAAUCUUGGAUUCCAUCAUAUGACCAAGCCAUUCAAGGUUGGCUUUCGAUCAUCUACUCGUACAUUGUUUUCCCAUCGCUCUAGACGAUUGGCGUGUCUGUGUUCACCACGAUAUAGGUUAUCUUCGGUUGUCUCAGACCAAGCUGCCAAAUGACAUUGUAGCAAGAUGCGCGUGCUUUAUGCCAUAAGUC